Anopheles funestus (African malaria mosquito) is the source of this 1287-nucleotide messenger RNA. RefSeq lists its product as uncharacterized. The record is from RefSeq and is a predicted model, not a curated record. The transcript is spliced from 5 exons. Lineage: Eukaryota; Metazoa; Arthropoda; Insecta; Diptera; Culicidae. The coding region runs from base 209 to 1279 and encodes 356 amino acids.
AGGUAGGGAAAGGAACAGGGCGAGGGUUUUGUUGUGACAGUUCCAGACGUUGCUAGAACGUGCCAGUUUUGAAAAGGGCGCGUUGGAACGAGUACGCUUUAUUGGCGAGUAAGAAAUAAAUAUCCCAAAAAAUGGGUUACAGUACGAUACAACAUUUGGUAAAGCCUUCUUCGAUUGAACGCUAUAGGAAACGAAACGUCGCAUCGCUAUGCUGGAUCUGCCGUACGAAGCAGAGUACCGCGGACAGCUCACACAUCUAGGCUACAAAGAAAAGGAUGUCGUGAAGGAAGCAUUCUUGCGCCAGGAAUGGAAUAUGGGCAGUGCACGAGUUUUGAGUCUGCUGCAGGAUGCCAACAUCCUAACAGCGAGUGAAUAUAUGCUAAGUCUAGAUACAAUCGAGUUAAUGCAACAGAUUAUGAACGAUCUUUUGGAGACGGAGUACAACCUGCUUGCACACAUUAUCAGGUACGCUUAUCAAGAUAAUGUUCAGUCACAGUCGCUCACCAAUAUCCUGAAGGAAAGCUUCCGUUCGUUGCUGAAUGAUUUGAAGGAGACCCCGAAUGUAAUUCCUCGCUGUUAUUUGCGUUCGCUAAAACCACAUUUGCUACCUUUGGAACUGAAAAAGGUAGUAGAUGAUCAUUUACAGUUGCUACUAGUAGGUGGCGAUACAUUCGAAGGUCUAGAUGAAGCCAUCGGCAAACAGGGGCCGUGGCGUGAUGAAUUGAAAACACUCCGUCGCACAGUUCUCGAGCAGAUGUUCGUAGAAUUAGUUCACGACAAAACUCACUUUAUCAAUGUGUUGAAAGAUUUCUGCAAAAAAUCUUGUCCAUUUUCGCUCAAAUAUGCACUGUAUCUGUUGCAUGUAAUGGCACAGGACGGAAAAUCGGAAGACAAAUUGUUGAAAAACUUCGUCAAAGAUCUGUUUCGCUCGGUAGUCGAAAUCGGGUCGAUUAGUGAGAUGAAGCUAAUGUUUCUGUUUGCACGGGAAAUCUGCACCGCAAACGAAAGCAUAAUGGGGACCUAUUCCGUCUGGUACAAGCAAACGAUCGGUGAAAUGACGUACAGUGUGAAGAAACCUCAGUUCAUCAGUACGAUGGAGCUGCUAACUGCGCUUUUACCAUUGGAGCAGGAUCUGGAGCUGCUCGGCGUCCAUUUAACCAUUGCCAUUUCUGCCCCGGCCAAGUGUAACGAUUACGUGUUAAACUACAAGCAACUGUGUCGGGCUCAUAUUGCCCAGCUGAGAGCAUCCGAUAGUGCUACGAUCGUGGUAGAAGACUGAGCUCGAUG